UCAUAAAGAACGCGCAGAAGGGCCAUGGGUCAAAUUACAAUCAGAACCAUCACUUUUCACCUCUUUGAUGUAUAACUUAGGAGUUAAGGGAGCAAAAGCAACUGAAGUGUUUGUUCUUGAUCAACAAGAUAAUUUCGAUGACCUUGGAGAAAUAUAUGGAUUAGUAUUUCUUUUUAAAAUGAUAGGUGAUGUAUCAGGUGACGUAAAAGGUUUGCAUAGAGAUGCCAAGUAUGAACCUAUUGACGAACUUCCAAAGAAUGUAUAUUUUGCAAAUCAAGCGCGUGGGUUUGCAAUUACAAAUCACCCAAAUUUUCGUCAAAUUCAUAAUUCGAUGUCCAGGCGAGUGAUACAUCCUGAAGAAGCAUUGGUCGUUGAAGAAGCGGUGACCACGAAAAAAGGAAGAAGGAAGAAAAUAAUUGAUGAGGUCGUCGGUGAAGCCUAUCAUUAUAUUGCCUACGUUCCUGUAGAUGGUGAAGCAUGGCAAUUAGAUGGUUUAUAUCCGCAUCCUGUUAGUUUAGGAAAGUAUUCGAAUGAAAAAAGAUGGUAUGAAGCUGCUCGUGGCGAAAUAAAUGAACGUAUUAAUGGAUUUUUUGUAGAACAAAUAGAUUAUGUUCUUUUAGCAAUAACUAAAGACGAAUUAGGUAUUCAUCAAGACAGAAUCAAAGAUUGUAUGUACAUCAAAGGACUUGCAGAAAAUAGACUGGAUAAGCUCAGUAGUUCUUGGAGAGAAGUUGAUAGUAAAGACAUCGAUUUGUUUUUUACCGAUGAAGAUGGAAUAAGGGUUAUAAGCAGAGGAAAUUAUGUAGCUGACUUUGAAAUUUUAACAUCGUGCCAUGAUAAUAUUGAAAAGAUCAAAGAAUUACGAACGAAGAUGGUUAAUACAAUUCAAUUUUUGCUUGAAGAAAUUGAAAUAGAAAAAAAACGGAAAGAAGUCGAGAAAGAACGAAGAACAUUUGACUAUGGCCCAUUCUUUCGUGAGUUCAUCUCAAUCCUUCAUGAACGAGGCGAAUUGAAAGGAUUACUUGAUGCAGCAGAGGAUAUGGACGAAAGAGAUGAAUACAUAUAA
Molecule: messenger RNA, 1066 nt
Organism: Dentiscutata heterogama
Lineage: Eukaryota; Fungi; Glomeromycota; Glomeromycetes; Diversisporales; Gigasporaceae
Source: the annotation of a GenBank genome assembly